AUGAAGACCGCAUCCAGCCUACUUCAAACCAUCGCCUUCGUCGCGACGUUCGUCUCGGCGGCCCCGACGCUAGAGACCUCUUUGUUCGCCCGCCAGGCCAUAAGCACUUUGUCCACAGCGCAGAUUGCUUCAUUCAAACCAUUCUCGUUUUUUGCGAGUGCGGCAUAUUGCCAGCCAGCCAGAACUUUGGCGUGGUCUUGCGGAGCUAACUGUAACGCGAACGCUGAUUUCAUCCCAACUGCAUCCGGCGGUGACGGCUCUUCGACACAGUUUUGGUAUGUUGGCUUCUCGCCCUCGCAGAACUCGGUCAUCGUAGCCCAUCAAGGGACGGAUACCUCUAAAAUCCAAGCUCUGCUCACUGACGCGGAGGCCGUUCGAGGGAAACUAGAUGCUUCUCUCUUUCCGGGUGUUCCGAGUGCAGUUACCGUCCACGAUGGUUUCCGUAACGAGCACGCGAAGACCGCACCAACAAUUCUCGCUGCUGUUCAACGUACUUUGUCUGCUCAUCCUGCGUCGAAGCGAGUCACCGUUGUCGGCCACUCCUUGGGCGCUGCUCUGGCUCUCUUGGACGGAGUUUACUUACCACUUCACAUUUCUGGUGUCACAUUCCGCACCAUUGGGUACGGCAUGCCGAGGGUCGGAAACCAGGAUUUUGCCAACUACGUUGACUCUCACAUCUCUCUGACCCAUAUUAACAAUAGUAGGGAGGACUUCGUACCCAUCCUGCCGGGAAGAUUCUUAGGUUACAGUCACCCGGCGGGUGAAGUUCAUAUCCAAGAUUCGGGCGCUUGGACUUCUUGUUCAGGGCAAGAUAAUACGAAUAGUGCUUGCACAGUUGGUGAUGUUGGUAACAUAUUCGAGGGACACGCAGGUGAUCACAGUGGUCCGUACGAUGGUGAGCUAUCUGCUAUCUCCGUAUCAGAUGAUCAGCUCGAUUGA
Molecule: messenger RNA, 939 nt
Organism: Pleurotus ostreatus (oyster mushroom)
Lineage: Eukaryota; Fungi; Basidiomycota; Agaricomycetes; Agaricales; Pleurotaceae
Exons: 10
Coding region: 1-939 (312 amino acids)
Biological process (GO): lipid metabolic process
Source: RefSeq, a predicted model, not a curated record